Phoenix dactylifera (date palm) is the source of this 3793-nucleotide messenger RNA. RefSeq lists its product as uncharacterized. NCBI's taxonomy places the organism in Eukaryota, Viridiplantae, Streptophyta, Magnoliopsida, Arecales, Arecaceae. The record is from RefSeq and is a predicted model, not a curated record.
GUCUUGUUUUUGUUCCUACCGUUUGCCCCCCACCCACCAGGCCACCACCCUCUCUCUCUCUCUCUCGUUUCGAAUCGCUUCUUGAGAUGUAAAAAAAAAAAAAAAUCCGAUCGCCGGAGCUCGGAGGUCUGUAGGGUUUCCGGGCGCAGAUCUCGUCGCUGUCUUUCGCUCCUCAGCUGAGGCACUCGAGCUUCUGUUGAGCGAUUCUGCGGGGAUAUUUGUUUCGAGUUCUCUUGUAGUGUGUCGGUUCGUAGACUGGAGCAAUGUAUCGGAGCAGCAGAUCGAGAGGCAGGGAGAAGCUCCACCGGGCCGGCGGCGGGGUGAUGGCCGCUUCCGAUCCCAAGCCGUUCUCCGCUGAUCGUAAAGGACAUGCUCAAUUGAAAAAACGAACAAGUGCCUUGAAGUCAGCAUUGGAUUUUUCUCGUCGCAGUGGCUCUUCAAUGGAAGAAAAUUCUGUUGCCCACGAGUUCUGGCGAAGCUCAUCUAAGAAAGUCAACGGGACGCCUAUGAGAAUGCUAAUUGAUGAAGAGGUGUCAAAGGAUAUGGAAACUAGACAUUCCUCACCGAGUGUAAUUGCGAGAUUGAUGGGCCUUGAUACACUGCCUCCUAUGAUGGUCCACGAACAACAGAAGAAUAUGGGUAGUCGUUUCCAAACAGCAUCAUCUGUAGGGUUUCAAGAGAAGUAUGCAUCCUCUGAGGAUCAUUCACAUAGGAGUAGCACUGAUGAGCACCAAGAAUUCAAAGAUGUUUUUGAGGUCAUAGAGCCAUCAAAGGUCAAGAGUCAGAAGAACAAGCCAGUUCGAAAGGGGAUGGUAAGCUCUGAACAAAAUGAGGCAGACAUGGACUUGAUAAGGCAGAAAUUCAUGGAAGCAAAGCGUCUCUCAACUGAUGAAGUGCUUCAGAACUCUAAUGAAUUUAAUGAUGCAUUGGAAGUCCUAGAUUCCAACAAGGAUCUUUUCCUGGAAUUUCUUCAAGGACCUGAUUCUUUAUUUACAAUGCAUCUCCAUGAUCUGAAGUGUGCACCACCCUCUUCUCAUGCAAGCCACAUCACGGUUUUAGAAUCAUCUAAAGGUACUAAGUGUCAAAGCAGCGACGUAUACUUUAAAUCAGAGAGAAAUACUGGGAAGUUCACUCAUAUGCGACAAGAAGCUGACAGUUCUUUUAGGAAACCUGCAACUAGCCUUCUUAGUCACUCUUUCAAAGAUUAUAAUGAUUCACUUCCAAAAAAGUUGUCAAAGUCACGUUAUGUGGGUAAGGCUGAAGCUUCCGUUCAUCCCACGAGGAUUGUUGUUUUGAAACCAAGCCUUCACAAGAUCCAGAGAAUGGCAGAGGUUGCACUAACUGAUGAGAAUUUUCAGCUAGGCAACAGAAGGCGCAGUGAAUUUCCACUGUCUGGAAUUCAGGAGUCGUAUAUGGAAGGAAGAUAUCAUCAGAGGUUGUCUGAUAAUGUGGAAAUUUUGGGGCAUAAUGUAAAAAGCUCAAGAGAAAUUGCUAGAGAGAUAACUAAACAUAUGAAACGCACUGUAAGUUGCAGUAAUAGAGAAGUGUUCACAUCAGGACUGAACAUGUAUAACAGGAGCCAAAGUUCAUGUAUUCCGUCAGGCAUGUCCAAGAGCAACACCUCCAAGACAUUUCACCGCAUUUGUGACCACUAUGAUGACUGGAGGAACAAUUUCAGCCCCUCAUCAUUAUAUUCAGCUGAAUCAUCAGUGAGCAGGGAAGCUAGAAAACACCUGUCUGCAAGAUGGAAAAAGACCCACAAGUUUCAGGAGGUAGGACUUGUUGCCAGAGGCUCAAGCACAUUGGGUGAAAUGCUUGCUUCAUCUGACAGAGAGGACACUCUGGAUUCAUUAGUUAUUCAGAAAGUUCCAGGUAAAAAUUUGGCUAGAGAUGAGAAACUUGGGACAUCAGGUUGUCCAUUGGGUAUUAGCAGUAAAGAUGGCUGGAAGGAUGGGAACUCUAGAAAGUUACCAAGAUCCAAGUCUCUUCCAGCUUCAUCCACUGUUUACGGAAGUCCAAAAUUAAGCAACAGAAAUCGAGUAGGUGGAAACAAUAAUUGUUAUAUGCUAAAGGAUGUACUCAAUAAGGGCCCUGAAGAUUCUUCAGAUGGCAAUUUUUGCAGGCGAAGAAGAUCAUUGAUUCGGAGCUCUAAGAAUCACAGUAACAAGCCUCGAUUGUCUGAUUCUCAUGGAGAUGAAAAUAUGCUGCCUGAACAAGACAUUCAUGUGAAUUCAGAAGAAUUGAGGAAUAGUAUUCAUGGAAAACAUCUUGAUGAAAACAAGCUUGUACGACCUGCACACUCUGAUGAUGCUGUUUCCGACAGAAAAUAUCUGAUUGAGAGUUCCAUGCUUCCUGAUUGUAGAGAUGUUAUGCAGCUUUCCAUUACUCAAGAAGAGCUGGUGGAGCAGCAAAUAGCAUCUACCAUGCUAGCAAAUAAUGAAGGAUUUUCUGCUCAUAAUCAGGAUGAUAGAGUCAUAGAGGAACAAAUUCUGGGCAUUCAGGAAACAUCAACUGAGCAUCCUCAAGUAGAUUCCCUGAUCUCUCAGUAUGGUGCAAUGGAAUCAGGGUCACCUGUAAGCUCUAAGGAGUGCGAACAGCCAAGUCCAAUUUCUGUUCUAGAGCCUCCGUCUGAAGAAGAAACUUCAAGUUCAGGAUGCUUUGAGAGAAUCAGUGCAGAACUUCAAGAGCUUCGAUUACAACUUCAACUUCUUAAGCUGGAGUCAGCAGACACCUAUGCAGAGGAACCAGAGGUUCUUAUAUUGAGCGAUGAGGAUACUGGUGCAUGCUGUCACUCACCACUACUAAAAGGAUCGGUACUUCAAGCAUUCAGGGAUGAUGACGACAGAGACUUCUCAUAUUUACUUGACGUACUUAGUGAAUCUGGUGUUCAUGGAAUUAAUCAGGAUAGAAUCUUUGAUGCAUUCUACUCACCGAAUUCUCCAGUAGGCCCAGGUGUGUUUGACAAACUGGAAAAGAAAUACUGUGUGCUGGUUUUGUGGUCAAGAUCAGAAAGGAAGCUGUUGUUUGAUCUUAUAAAUAUCAUUCUAGUGGAUCUGGUUGCCCCGUGCAUGGAUCUGCACCCAUGGCUGGUCUCAAAGAGGUGCCAGCCCAUGUGGAACCAUGAGGGCCUUGCUGAAGGGGUGUGGCAGAUGGUGGUCAGACAACGAAAAGAGCUGGCCGGCAAUCUGGAGGAGGUGGUCCUGGAGCAAAGGUGGUUCAGUACAGAAGAAUAUGCUGAUAUGAUUGGAAGAGAGAUAGAGAAGAUAUUAAAUGAAGACCUCCUGGAGGAACUGGUUGCUGACUUCAGUUUAGGGUAGGUCUGGUAAAGCUCUGUUGGUAGAAGUUGUAGAUGUUAAGGCAUGCAUCACUGACUUGGUCACCACCCAUAUAAAGAUUGAAGUGGCUUGGCAUACCUUGAAGAUUGGAACUGAGACUGGGAUUAGCGUGCACCUAUUUCGGACGUCCUCCAUGAUACAAAUUUUGUUAAGGCUGUCACAAACUCUGUGGCAUCUCCAUCAGUCCAUUUAGUGACUCCAAACUCUGUCCAUCAUCCAGGGCAACUCUAUCUGCUUGGAAGGCUGGUAUAAAUCAUUAGUCACUGAUCAUCAAGUGCUGUUUAGCCAGCUAUUGUAAUAGACAACUAAAGGAUGAGGUAUCAUCCGCCAUACAAUCAGGUUGCCUUUGAGCUGAUGUCUGUAUUUGAUUCACAUUAUAUUGGAAUCUAACUUCUGCUACAAAGUAUAUAUAUAACAUCAGGAACUUUUGGAUUAUAGUGAUGCCAACUUAUUAAACA